AAACUUUAUCUUAUACAAUGGUCAGCAAAGCCGACAAUGAUGCCCUCGAGGCGCAGUUUGAGUCGCAAUUCCAAAAACCCGGCGAUCUUGUGGAGCGUGAUGAUGACACUGGCGCGAUGUCAAUCGAAUCACUUUGCAUGAACUGCCACGAGCAGGGUGUCACGCGCCUGCUUUUGCUCCGAGUCCCUUACUUCAGAGACAUCAUCCUGGAGAGUUUCGAAUGUGAACAUUGCCACCUCAAAAAUAACUCGAUCAAAUCGGCCGGCCAGAUCCAGGAGCGUGGAACAGUUUAUACUUUAAGGGUCGAGAAUGAGGAGGAUCUUCAGCGCCAAGUCAUCCGAAGUGAUGUUUCGGCCUUCAAGCUUACCACUAAGCUCGGCAACGAGAUUGAGGUCCCCAAGGGAACUGGCCAACUGACCAAUGUCGAAGGCAUGGUUCAACUCAUUCAUGAAAAUUUGUCAGGAGAGCAAGAUCUCCGUAAGGACCAAGCUCCUGAACUUCACGCCGCCCUUGUGCCUAUCAUCGACAGUCUUGAGAAGAUCAUGUCUCGUGAGGACGCUUUCCCCUUCACCAUCUCCCUCGAUGACCUCACUGGAAAUUCGUGGAUCGCGCCUAACAGCAACGAUCGCGGCAACAAGUACAAACGCCAAGAAUACCCUCGUACCCACGAGCAGAAUGAGGAGUUGGGAAUUUCUGCUGAUGCCAAGGCUGUCAACCAAGAGAAUACAGCUCAGGUUGACGCUGGCGACCCAGAGGAUCUUGAUAUCGUCGAUGGCCAGGUCUACACUAUUCCUGCCGAGUGUCCUGGCUGUAAUAAGGAAGCCGAGGUGAACAUUAAGAAGGUUAACAUUCCUUACUUCAAGGAAGUCCUGCUGUUUGGCACGAACUGUGGACACUGCGGCUACAAAUCUUCUGCAAUUAAGACCGGUGGUGAGGUACCCGAGAAGGGCAAGCGUAUCACUCUCCAGGUGGAUAACGAGGUUGAUCUCUCGCGCGAUAUUCUCAAGAGUGACACAGCCGGACUUUACAGCUCCGAACUUGACUUGGACGUUCAGCCAGGAACCCUCGGUGGACGUUUCACCACAGUCGAGGGAUUGCUAGUUGAAAUCAGGGAUCAGUUGAAGGGUGCCAUUUUCGAUGUUGACGAUUCCACACGCUCUGGAGGCGACAGCAUGGCUUCUUCUGAUAAGGAUAAGUGGCAAAGGUUCUUCACUCGUCUCGACCAGGCUAUCAGUGGCGAGCUCAAGUUCGCUAUCACGUUGCAAGACCCGAUGGCCUCCUCUUACGUGCAAGAUCUUUGCAGCCCAGCUAUCGACCACCAGAUCACUACUGAGGAGUACACCCGCUCUGCCGAGGAGGAAGAUGAUCUUGGUCUGACAGACAUGAAGACCGAGGGUUAUGAGGAGGCCCAGGCCCAGGCCGAUGCCGCCAAGGCCGAUGCCGCUCAGAAGGAGUAAUCAAAGGAUUUAUGAUGUAUACCCAUCUCAUGAAAUUCGGGAUGAUCUGAUUCUUUUGGGGGUUCUUGCAUAACGGCGUUCGUGAUAUGUACUUUCUGCUGGUGUCAUUAAAAUAUUCAGUCA
Molecule: messenger RNA, 1580 nt
Organism: Penicillium crustosum
Lineage: Eukaryota; Fungi; Ascomycota; Eurotiomycetes; Eurotiales; Aspergillaceae
Gene: zpr1
Product: zinc finger-containing protein ZPR1
Exons: 5
Coding region: 18-1457 (479 amino acids)
Cellular component (GO): nucleus; cytoplasm
Molecular function (GO): zinc ion binding
Source: RefSeq, a predicted model, not a curated record